AUGCCCGAGCUACCGGAAGUCGAGGCGGCGCGCAAGAAGCUCGAGGGUAUCGCAAAGGGGAAGAGGAUCAAGCGAGUGCAGGCGAAGGAGGACCCGAUCGUCUUUUCGGGGACAACACACGACGACUUCACGAAAGCGCUCGAAGGCAAGACCGUCGAGUUCGUCAAGCGCCUCGGCAAGAACUUCUACCUCGUCCUGUCCUCCCCUCCACACCCAAUCCUACACUUCGGCAUGUCCGGCCAAGCCCAAAUCCGUGGCGAGGUCCCUAUCGCAUAUCGCUCGUCCUCGUCGUCUGCGGUCGAAGCGAGUCGGGAAUGGCCGCCCAAGUAUGCGAAGACAUGGAUCGAGUUCGAGGGCGAGGCAGGGGAGGUGGCGGAGUGGGCGUUUUGCGAUGCGAGGAGGCUGGGGAGGAUCAAGCUCGUUGAUGCCGAAGCGAACGAGGUCGAGAAGGUACCGCCUUUGAGCGAGCUGGGCGCCGACCCGCUCCUCGCCAUGCCCUCACUCGACACCCUCCGUACCGCACUCGCCAAACGCAAAGCCCCGAUCAAAGCAGUCUUGCUCGACCAGAACGGCCCGUUCUGCGGAUUGGGCAACUACCUCGUCGACGAGAUCCUCUACCAGUCCGCCAUCCACCCCUCCCUCCCCUCGACCUAUCUCUCCCUCCCCACCUCUUCCACCCUCCUCACCACCCUGCACACCCAAAUCCAAUCCGUCGUGAACACCGCAGUCGCAGUCGAUGCUGACGCCGAAAAAUUCCCGAAGGACUGGUUGUUCAAGUACCGGUGGGGGAAGGGGAAGAGGAAGAAGGAGGGUGACGAAUUCGUGUUGCCCGACGGAUCGACCUCGACUAUCUCGUUUGUCACGGUCGGAGGAAGGACGAGCGCGGUGGUUGAUAAGGUGCAGGUGUUGCCUGAGGAGUUUUUGGCGGGAGCGGCUGGGGCGAAGAAGGCGAGCGGGAAGGGGAGGAGGAAGAGGAAGAAGGAAGAGGAGAGCGAGGAUGAGGCGGAUGACGGAGAGGCAGACGUGGACGAGGGAGAGGUGGUCUCGCCGCACUUUGGCAAAUCGGAAGCGGUGAAGGCGGAGGCUGACGAUGAUAGUCAGGCGGGUGAACGACGCAGCGGGAGGAAACGCAGCGUGAAGAAGUGA
This is a messenger RNA of Rhodotorula toruloides NP11, 1146 nucleotides long. RefSeq names its product formamidopyrimidine-DNA glycosylase. Bases 1 to 1146 code for a protein of 381 amino acids. The record is from RefSeq and is a predicted model, not a curated record. Gene Ontology annotation, biological process: base-excision repair. Gene Ontology annotation, molecular function: DNA N-glycosylase activity; DNA-(apurinic or apyrimidinic site) endonuclease activity; damaged DNA binding. Gene Ontology annotation, cellular component: nucleus. Lineage: Eukaryota; Fungi; Basidiomycota; Microbotryomycetes; Sporidiobolales; Sporidiobolaceae. The transcript has 8 exons.